Jatropha curcas is the source of this 1097-nucleotide messenger RNA. RefSeq lists its product as hypothetical. The record is from RefSeq and is a predicted model, not a curated record. NCBI's taxonomy places the organism in Eukaryota, Viridiplantae, Streptophyta, Magnoliopsida, Malpighiales, Euphorbiaceae.
CAUGUAAAUAACAUAUAUUUUUUUUUAGAGGAAAACUUUCUUUGACUGACCAAACCAAAUCAAAUCCUUCAAUUCCCUAUUUAUACACUCAAAAUACCAUUCUCAUUCUUUCUCAACAAACCCUUUAACCAUAACCAAACGUUUUUUUCUUUCCUUCUUUCUUUUAGUUAGUUUUGCUUCUUUUUCCUUCUUUUUAAUUAAUUGGCUUAAGCAAUCUCAAACUCAUCCCUUAACUACUCCUCACAGCCGAUCAUUUCUUUAAAAGCAUUACAAAGAUUUUCUUGAUUUCUUGUUUUUGUUAUAAUGGGAAAUUUUGUUUCCUGCACCCUAGCCACCCCUUUAAUCAAGAGCGCCAAGGCGGCGAGAGUUAUACUUCCUGGCGGUGAAGUAAGGCAGUUCAGGGAGCAGAUAAAAGCAGCAGAGCUCAUGUUAGAGUGUCCCAAUUUCUUUCUAGUAAAUUCUCAGUCUCUUCAUAUUGGAAGGAGAUUCUCCGCACUCGCUGCCGACGAGGAAGUAGAAUUUGGUAAUGUUUAUAUAAUGUUUCCGAUGAAGAGAUUGAAUUCUGUUGUCACUGCCGCCGAUAUGGCCGUUCUUUUCCUGGCGGCAAAUUCUGCUGCCAAGAGAAUAUCCGGCGCUGGAAAUAAUAACAAGGGUAGAAUCUUACCGGAAUCCGGCGGAGUGAUUAAUCUGCAAGAAAAUUUGGAAAUGGGUAGUGAAGAUGGGGAAUCAUCUAGUACUGAAGAAAUUGCAGUAUUUCCAAUGGCAGAGUAUCAGUACAGAUUAUCUGUUUGUAGGUCAAGGAAGCCAAUGUUGGAGACCAUUAAAGAAGAACCAGUUCGAUCAAGAUAAGAAAUGAAAUGGAUCUGUGAAGAGAAUUAUUAAAUGAUUACUUGAUUUAUUGAAUCUUGAUUUUCAUAUAUCUUCUCUCAUAAUAAUUUUUUUAGGGUUUUUUUUUAGUGUGGUGUUAUAUAAAAACUAAUUAAUAUAGAGAAAAAAAUAGAAAAUAUUAAUAUUAUAAUUAUAUAUAUUUGUGUUUUGAUCUAAUUAAAGUGUAAUUAUGUUUCUAGCAUAGUUAAUCAAAUUUUGGUUUCAUGGCA